AUGAGGCUGGUUCGCAGAUCUAUCUUGACACAUCAUGUCUACGAAUACUGGGGCAGCGGCAACACCCUGGAAGAGCUCAAGGCGAGCAUGGUGGCCAAGUCCCAGCAUCUCUGGGACAAAUACGAAGAAUGCUCGUUCAAGAUCCACAUCGACUCUUAUCAAGGCAGGCGAUCGUCUGCGUCUCGCAUGCAGACCAUCAACUUCCUCUCCUUCCUGGGCUUCAAGGGUCCUGUCAAGAUGUCGGGUGCAGACCAGGAAUUCAAGCUCUUCGAGCAGUGGGCAUUUGACGCCAUGGUUUCCGGCGCAGAACACCCUCUGCGUUACCACUUUGGGCGGCAGCUUGGCGGCGCCUCUCGCGAGAUCAUCAACAAAUACGACCUGAAGAAGCGGCGCUACAUCAAUACUACGUCCAUGGACUCGGAACUCGCCCUCAUCACGGCAAACAUGGCCCUUGCGGCGCCGGGAAAGCUGUUCUACGACCCCUUUGUCGGGACGGGGAGCUUCCCGAUUGCAUGUGCUGAGUUCGGCGCGAUCACUUGGGGCAGCGACAUUGACGGUCGUGCUGCCAGGGGCGAAUACAAUAAACUCCAGGGCAAGGGCAAGUCCAAAGCCGAGAUGUCGCUGAAAGGCAACUUCGAGCAGUACGGGCUGCUUUCCGGGCUGGGUGACAUGUUCACCGCCGACCUGACGAACUCGCCCAUCCGCCGGCACCCAAUCGGCGCGGGCGGCGCGGGCGGACGCAGGCGCCUCUUCGACGGCAUCAUCUGCGACCCGCCGUACGGCGUGCGCGAGGGGCUGCGGGUGCUCGGGUGCCGCGACGCGGAGAAAAGGCCGUGGAUCGUCGAGGCGGGCAAGGAACGGUACAAGGAGCCCGACUUCGUCGCCCCCAAGAAGCCGUACAGCUUCCACGCCAUGCUGGACGAUAUCCUCGCCUUCGCCGUGGAGACGCUGGUGGACCGCGGCAGGCUGUCGUUCUGGAUGCCCACGGCGAACGACCAGGAGCAGGAGAUCGCCGUCCCGACGCACCCGUGCCUGGAGAUUGUGUCGGUGUGCACGCAGCCUUUCAACAAGUGGUCGAGGAGGCUGAUAAAUUACCGGCGCCUCCCGGAUGAUACGGUGAACGAGGAUGAUCUGGCGGCCUGGAAAGUCAAGGCGGAGCGCCGUCAUGAGGGCGUAACAGCGGACGAGCUCAACCCCUUCCGGAAGGGGUAUUUCAAGAAGUUCGUAACGGAGGAGGAAACAAAACAACAGCCUCAAGUUGACGGGAAAUGA
Molecule: messenger RNA, 1272 nt
Organism: Phaeoacremonium minimum UCRPA7
Lineage: Eukaryota; Fungi; Ascomycota; Sordariomycetes; Togniniales; Togniniaceae
Product: putative trna guanosine-2 -o-methyltransferase trm11 protein
Exons: 1
Coding region: 1-1272 (423 amino acids)
Biological process (GO): methylation
Cellular component (GO): cytoplasm
Molecular function (GO): nucleic acid binding
Source: RefSeq, a predicted model, not a curated record